Messenger RNA from Rhipicephalus microplus (southern cattle tick), 845 nucleotides. Its product is annotated as TNF receptor-associated factor 3-like. Gene Ontology annotation, cellular component: plasma membrane signaling receptor complex; cytoplasmic side of plasma membrane. The record is from RefSeq and is a predicted model, not a curated record. NCBI's taxonomy places the organism in Eukaryota, Metazoa, Arthropoda, Arachnida, Ixodida, Ixodidae. Gene Ontology annotation, biological process: regulation of canonical NF-kappaB signal transduction. Gene Ontology annotation, molecular function: tumor necrosis factor receptor binding.
ACUAUGGAGCAGCAGCUGACCAUAUACAACCAGUCCUGUCCUGUGCGCCACUGAAGAAAUCGCGUCUGAAUCCCCCCCUCCCUUCCUUUCCACACCAUGGCGGAGCUACAACGAGUACAUCGUUUUUGCGACCAUGCCGUCGAAGGCGUCAACUGGCGACCGACCCGCUUUGCCGACGAAGUGCCCAGUUCGCGUGUGUGCGCCCUCUGUCGCACGAUUCCGAGAAGCACGGUGCAGCUGCCGUGCUCGCACGUUAUGUGCCGAUCGUGUUACGCAGCCAUCUCCCAGGGAUGCGGUGGGCGGUGUCCCUUGGAUCAAGAGCAGUUCAGAGAAGCUCAGUGUGUCAACUACGAUUUUCUUACCGAAAACGGGAACGCCUUGAAGGUUUACUGCUGGAACGAAACUCGCGGAUGCGAGUACGAGGGUGCCGUGGAAGAUAUGCUGAGACACUUCGAGAACAAAUGCAUCUUCCACGCGGUGGAAUGUUCGCGAUGCGGGGAAGCCGUCUGUCACAAGGAAUUGGCGACGCACUACAUGGCUGGAUGCCGUUCUCUCGCGUUUCUUCAGCGCGAAUAGAAAACUCGUCUUCGAAAUCAAGAGCACUGACACUUCAAGACGUCAAGGAUGCCCCGGAAGAAGUGAAGACGCUCUCGAGGAAACCGAACCAGGACCAGGCGAUGCCUGUUAUUCAAAGCCAGACGAACGAGCUCACGGAACUACUCAGCAGUCAGGAGUCCAGGUUGUCCGACAUCACGAGCGAAGCUGGCGCAACUGAAAAUGCGGAGACAGUUCAACGCACUGCCGCGUCUUCAUCGACUGUGUCGCAGGAACCAACGACUCGGCGC